Annulohypoxylon maeteangense is the source of this 3481-nucleotide messenger RNA. RefSeq lists its product as uncharacterized. The transcript is spliced from 4 exons. Gene Ontology annotation, molecular function: double-stranded DNA binding; single-stranded DNA binding. Gene Ontology annotation, biological process: interstrand cross-link repair; double-strand break repair via homologous recombination. The record is from RefSeq and is a predicted model, not a curated record. Lineage: Eukaryota; Fungi; Ascomycota; Sordariomycetes; Xylariales; Hypoxylaceae. The coding region runs from base 683 to 2893 and encodes 736 amino acids.
ACACACUUGAAAUUCCGCACAGAUUGGAAGGUUUCGUUACCGGAUAGAACCCAAUUCGACCCCUUUGCGCCCAACUGAUUCAGUCUCAUUGGAAGAUCGGGCAACGGACCCCCCCUAGACGAAUUAUCUACUGCCUAAUUGUUCAUGGGAGAUAUUUCUACUUCUACAAAAUCACUUCUAAAUUUCUCAAAUCUUUCUUUUUGAAUUGUUCCGCACAAUCGCACAACUGCACAACCGCACAAUCGCAUCACCGCCACACUCAUCACAGCACACUCUCACGAACACGAAAUCUACUUGCAGAUAUUAACAACACCUUGCGAUUACUAUUUACUACUACAUUCUCACAUUUCACUACUUACUUGGCACUACUACACGUACACAUAGAGCUACGCUAGUUUACUAACAACAAUUGCCAAUUAUCAGAGACACGUUGGUUCCUUCAUACUACUUACUCCCUGUUAUUCGAAGCUUGGUGUUUAUACGCCCGCGACAACAAUAACACCAACAACGAAUACGACGACAAUUACGCAAAGUAACGCCGAGUUCAGGAAACUGAACUGUAACUCAAUCUAUCAACGAAACUCGAGGUUGGUAAAUCGACUAGCUGCCGACCUCCCUUUGCUCCGACUUUCUAAGACAGGUCGUGGAGAGCAGAGGGUGUUUAGACAACAAAUUAUCACCAAUGUCUAGUCGAAGGCAGUCGCAAACCCCGUAUCCAAGCAUACGCCAUCGCAGCCACACCGGCCCUAUCUCGGUCCAAGAUAGCUACACCGACGAAGAGGACGAAAGACCUAGUGGUGGGUCGCACGAUCAGGAAGACGACUGGUCGGACGAGUACAGCUCCGAGGAGGACGACGAAGACGAUUACGAGGAGGACGACAUAGACCCAGAGGACUCAGCUUCAACUCAUCCCGCCGCAAGACGUCACCACCAGGAGGCUCGCGCCCCUGCACGUUCUGCCUCUCAACAGCACAGGAGCGUCGCACAUAGACCACCUUCUAAUUACGACCCUCGGCAACCGCCGAACACAUCUACCCUGGAUUCAUCAGAGUACGACAUUUACGCCCGGGGGGGUUAUCCGGGCGGCCCGUAUUACGGUGGUGCUCCGGGUGCCCCUGGUGGUCGUGGUGGGUACCAACAGAGCCACGUAGGGGGUUAUGGUCACCCGUACGGUGGCAAUGGACAGGUUGUGCCAUAUGGCCCCAACGCCAACUAUCAAAACCCGUUCGCCCCCGCGCCCAUGAAUGGAAGCGGGGGUAACUAUUUCCACAAUGACCCCAGGUGGCCCCCGCCAGGUAACGAGAUGAUGCCCUUCGGCGGCGGUGGUGGUGGACAAAAUUACUUCGGUGGUCCACCAUAUCCUCUACCUCAUGGUAUGGCACAGUAUCAAUGGACUCCUCCUCCGCCUCCACCAACUGAUAUUGGUCAACCACGAACCCCCGCCCCAGAGCCUCCACCAAAGGAAGACCCCGAAAAGGAGGCUAUGAAAAAGAAAUUAGCAGAGAUUGAAGCCGAGCAAAAGAAGAAAGAGGCGGAAGCUAAGCAACAAGAGCUUGAGGCUAAAAUUAGAAAAGAUGCCGAAUUGGCAUUCCAACUUAGAAUGGAUCAAAUGAAGAGGGAAGAGGAUGCCCGAGCCGAAGAAAGGAAAAUUGCCCUAGAGAAAGCGAAAAAGGAGAUCGAGGAGGCAAAGAAGGCUGCAGAGAUAGCAGCACGAGAAGCUAUAGAGCAAGAGAGGAGGGCCGAGGCCGAGAGAAAGAAAAGAGAGCAGGAAGCGGUUGAACUAGCCGAGCGGAAAGCGCGAGACAAGCUAGAAGCCGAAAGGAAAGCCGAGGCAGAGAGGGCGAAAAGAGAAGCAGAGUCUUUAGCUCGCGCGGAAGCUGCUGCUCAAGCCAGAGUAGAAGCCGCCAUCAGACAAGCGGAGGAAAAGAAGGAAAAGGCCGCGAAAGAGGCAGCUGAAGCGGCAGCACAGCGAGCGAAGUUUGAGAAAGAAGCUAAGGAGAAAGCUGAGUUCGAAGCUCGCAAGAAGGUCGAGGCUGAAGAGGCCGCUAAGGCUGAGGCCCUAAGGAAGGUUGCAGAAGAGGUGGCAAGGCAAAAGCGAAUAGAAGAAGACGCGAAAAUUAAGGCCGAGCUCGAUGCCCGUAAAAAGCUCGAGGAUGAGAAGAAAAAGGAGGAGGAAGCCAAAGCUGCCGAGGACGCCAGGAAGAAGGAAGAGGAGGCACUUAAGAAAAGACUAAUAGAAGAAGCCAAGCAAAAGGCCGAGGAGGCGCAAAAGAAGAGUCUUGGUAAAGACAAGGCACCUAUCCGAUUCAAAGAUGCCGUCGGGAGGAAAUUCAGUUUCCCCUAUCAUCUAUGCCAAACCUGGCAGGGCAUGGAAGAACUCAUCAAGCAAGCGUUUAUCCACGUCGAUGUCAUCGGUCCCCAUGUACAAGCCGGGCACUAUGAUCUCAUUGGACCAAAUGGCGAGAUCGUUCUCCCCCAAGUGUGGGAUAAGGUGAUUGAGCCGGAUUGGGCUGUCACAAUGCAUAUGUGGCCGAUGGACCGUCCUAUGCCCCCGGGGAUGCCACGCCCUCAAGCCGGACCGGCAGCCCAUAUGGCUGGCCGGAUGCAACCGCGGGGAAUCCCGAUGGCGGGCCAUCGUCCGGCCGGAGGACCACCCCCUCCUCCUGCGGGUCACACCCCCGGUAUGGGCAUGGGCGGCAUGGGUAUGGGUGGCGGCAUGCCUAGACCAGGUAUGGCGCAUCCCCAACCACAAGGUAUACCUCCUGGUGUACAAGUCAUAGGGGUCAACAAGCAUCCCGGCAACAAGAAGCCGAAGGCAAAGUCGACCGGAGUGCUCGGUUGGAUAGGAGGAGGUGCUGGAAAAUCCUCUAAAACUAAGAGGCCCAGACGAUAAAGUUUCGUUCCCUGAGAUGGUAUUCGAAAUACCGAGGCGAUUCUUUUUCUCUUAAUUCUACUCAGUGCCUUUCUUGUCGGAACACCAGCCCUCAUCUCAGUCCAAUUUCUCCUAUUUCGUUUUCGAGGAGUUUUACGCGCUGGCCUUCGAUAACUGAUUCUGCAUUAUACCCCGGCUCGAGAUGAUAUUCUCUUUUAAAGCGGCAUUUGCGCAGGCUUUUCCUUCGAGCACCUAUUAUGGGCAAAGUAAUAAUCCAAGGCCAACUUUCACCACUUCGAUACGGUAGACCUGUAUAAUUUUUGAUUCCUACCGGAUUUUGCAUUUACGAAUAUACUAUUUUUUGACAUAGGAUGAUGAUGUCUUUUUACGCCGAGAAUGACGAAAUGUACGAGAAGUGAGGACAAGUAUAUGGGGCAUUUCUUCAAAAUGGCGAGCAUCUGCUUGAGACCUAACUAACCAUAUUCUCGGAAGGCGUCGUGAUUGAGAAAGAUUGGGCGAGACAAAGAUACAUCGGACUGAUUUAUUACAUAUCGAAAUUAGGAGUUAUUAUAGGCUAGGUACUGAAUUGAAUUGAGAAUUGAAACUUAA